Messenger RNA from Arxiozyma heterogenica, 2358 nucleotides. RefSeq names its product Rad2 family nuclease EXO1 (gene EXO1). Lineage: Eukaryota; Fungi; Ascomycota; Saccharomycetes; Saccharomycetales; Saccharomycetaceae. Bases 1 to 2358 code for a protein of 785 amino acids. The record is from RefSeq and is a predicted model, not a curated record. Gene Ontology annotation, biological process: mismatch repair; DNA double-strand break processing; DNA recombination. The transcript has a single exon. Gene Ontology annotation, molecular function: metal ion binding; 5'-flap endonuclease activity; 5'-3' DNA exonuclease activity. Gene Ontology annotation, cellular component: nucleus.
AUGGGUAUUCAAGGUCUUCUUCCACAGCUAAAACCUAUUCAGAAUCCGGUUAGUUUAAGAAGGUAUGAAGGUCAAAUAUUGGGGGUUGAUGGAUAUGCUUGGUUACAUAGAGCUGCUUAUCCGUGCGCUCACGAAUUGGUUUUGGGAAAACCUACUGAAAAAUACUUACAGUUUUUUAUUAAAAAGAUCAGUAUGCUUAGGAGCUAUAAAGUUGAACCAUAUAUAGUAUUUGAUGGGAGUUCUAUUGGUGUCAAAAAAGAUACAGAAUUGAAAAGAAGAAAAAAAAGAGAAGAAAAUAGAGUUAUUGCAGAAAAGCUUUGGAAUUCUGGAGAUAAAGCUCGUGCUAUGGAAUAUUUUCAAAAAUGUGUAGAUAUUACACCAGAGAUGGCAAAAUGUAUUAUUGAUUAUUGUAAAACAAAUCAUAUUAAAUAUGUUGUAGCACCAUUUGAAGCAGAUUCUCAGCUUGUGUAUUUAGAGAAAAAUGGUAUCAUUGAUGGUAUAUUGUCUGAAGAUUCUGAUCUGCUUGUUUUUGGAUGUCGAACAUUAAUUACAAAGUUGAAUGAUUAUGGUGAAUGUAUUGAAAUUUGUUCUGAUGAUUUCCAACAAUUGAAAGAUAAAUUCCCAAUAGGUGAUAUUUCAGUUGAUGGUGUUAGAACAAUGGUUGCAUUAUCAGGAUGUGAUUAUACUGAUGGUAUACCUAAGAUUGGUUUAUUAAGAGCGAUUAAACUAGUUCAACGGUUUAAUAAGAUGGAAAAAAUUAUAAAUCAUAUUAAAUUGGAAGGUAAGUUAACAGUGCCUUCCCAUUUUUAUGAAGAAUAUGAGAGGGCGAAUUAUUCGUUCCAAUUUCAAAGGGUUUUCUGUCCCCAGAGAAGAAGAAUUGUCACUUUAAAUGCUAUAUCUGAAAAACUUCAAAGCAUUCCAAGUAUAGCUGAAAAAAUAGCCAAAUCAAUUGGUCAAGCUAUUCAUUGUGCUACAAAAGAGAGGUUUUAUGGUUUAAAUUCUGAUGAAAUUGAUCAUGAGUUACAUGAGAAGAUAGCGCUUGGUGACCUUAAUCCACAUGACUUUAAUAGACCGUUGGUUAAUAGAGAAUUUAGGUUGCAAUUAAGUACGAAAUCAGAAAUUUUAAGUCCAUCUAAUUCCCAUUUGAAGACAAGAAUAAAGAAUAUUGAAAAUUACUUUGAUAUAAAUCAUUCACAUAAUUUAGUCAAACCUAUUAGAGCAAACAGCACAAUCGGAACUAUUGGAUCAGCACUAUUUCAUGGAAUGACACAGUCUUCUCUUCAAAAGUCUAUGAAUCAGGAAAGUAGACUUUAUUCUACUAUAUCUUCUCUUUCUGAAAACAUUCAAUCAUCAAUGCAAAGAAAAGAGCAAAAGACUAAUAGAAUAAUAAAUAAUAGAUUGUUAGUGGUUCGCGCAAAAAGAUCGUUUGAGUACUGUCAGACCUCUGAUGAAAAUGGAGAUGUUCCAAAUAAACAAUCAGUUACGUCUGUUAUUAAUAACGUAUCUUCAAAUCCUAAAACUGUGGUAAGUAAAUUUUUUAAUAAAUCACAAGAGAUUAAUAAAUCUUCUAUGUUGAUUGAAAAAACACCGCAGCGUUUUCGAUGUUCUACUACUAAUGGAGAUAGUGAAGCAGAAACCGAAGUACCUGAAUCCUUGUUAUCUACGCAAGUUUCGACAAGAUCAUCCUCUAUUAUAUCAACAGAUGAGGAUGAGUUACCAUCGGAUAUCUCAGAAUAUUCAGAAAAUGAAUGUAUCUCAAAUAAUGAUUGCAACAAUACGAGUGAUCAAGAGGAUUCAUUGAAUAAAAAGAAACAAGAUGAACUUAAAGCAAGAAGGCUUGUUGGUUCUAAAAAUAUGUUGGAAGAAUUUAGAUACAGAAGUGAUAGUUCCACACUGAUGGAAGAGAGACAAAUAGUUAGGGUCCCUUUUUCUGAUGUACAUCCAAAUAAAAAGGAUCUACUUUCUAUAAAUGAUAUCAAUAACAAAAACAACAAUCUUAAAAAUAAUACAAGAAGAAGCCUUACAAAACAGAAGAAAGCAAUUAGUUCUUUAGUCUGUACUAUUAAAAGAAGUUCAAGCAACGAUGUUGGUUCUAACGAGGACAAGCGUAUUUUAGAUCAAACAAGGAAUCAAAAUUGUGUCAAAAGAAUUCGUUCUUCUCGUGGAAUUAAAUUAAAAAUAUCACGUUCCAGCUCUCAACUGUCUAUGCAAGAUGAUUGUGGUGAUAUUACAGAUGAUAACAUGGUGCAGAAGAUUGUGAAAAGCGGGGUAGAAAAAACGAUGAGAAAAGAAAAUGUUAUGAAAUCAAACAAAAGAACUAUAACUUCUCUCUCAUGCUUUUCUUAUAAAGAGUCUUAG